AUGACUAUUACUAUAAAAUGUAUAGAAGAAAAGGAGCCUUUGCUUGAUACCGAGAUGAACUCAGGGCCCAAGCGUAUAGCUCUCUUUGUUGAGCCAUCUCCCUUUGCUUAUGUCUCUGGAUAUAAAAACCGGUUCCAGAAUUUCAUCAAGUAUUUACGUGAAAUGGGGGAUGAGGUCCUAGUUGUAACGACUCAUGAAGGAAUACCUCAAGAGUUUUAUGGAGCUCAUUUGAUUGGAUCAAGAAGCUUCCCUUGUCCGUAUUACGAAAAGGUACCUCUUUCACUUGCCCUCAGCCCAAGAAUAAUUUCGACCGUGGCCCAAUUCAAGCCUGAUAUUAUACAUGCAUCAUCUCCUGGCAUUAUGGUUUUUGGAGCUCUUGCCAUCGCAAAAUUACUAUCUGUGCCUAUAGUGAUGUCAUAUCACACCCAUGUUCCUGUAUAUAUCCCUAGAUACACUUUCAGUUGGCUGGUUAAACCGAUGUGGUUAAUCAUAAAGUUUCUGCAUAGGGCUGCUGAUCUUACACUCGUCCCGUCUGCUGCCAUUGGAAAAGAUCUUGAAGCAGCUAACGCAACUUCAGCAAACAGGAUACGUGUCUGGAACAAAGGUGUAGAUUCCGAGAGCUUCCAUCCUCGGUUUUUCUCCCGAGAAAUGAGAUCACGAUUGAGCAAUGGAGAAACCGAUAAGCCAUUGAUAGUUCACGUAGAUCGUCUUGGAGUCGAGAAGAGUUUGGAUUUCCUAAAGAGAGUAAUGGAUAGGCUUCCAGAAGCUCGAAUAGCUUUCAUUGGUGACGGACUUACAGGUGAGUCGAUCGAGCUCGAGAAGAUAUUCUCGGGCAUGCCAGCUGUAUUCACCGGCAUGCUUCAAGGAGAGGAGCUUUCGCAAGCGUACGCUAGCGGGGACGUUUUCGUCACGCCCUCCGAAUCGGAGACUCUCGGGCUCGUCGUCUUGGAAGCCAUGUCAUCCGGGCUGCCCGUGGUUGCCACUCGGGCAGGUGGCAUCCCGGAUAUCAUACCCGAGAGUCACGAAGGAAAAACAGGAUUCUUGUUCUGCCCAGGUGACAUGGACGACUGCGUGAGAAAGCUGAGGCCCCUUCUGCACGACCAGGAUUUAAGUCGGGCAGUCGAGCGGGCUGCCCGUGCUGAGGUGGAGAAAUACGAUUGGAGGGCGGCCACUAGGAAGAUCAGAGACGAGCAGUAUAGUGACGUGAUCCGGUUAUGGAGGAAAGAGAGGGAAGAGUUCUUGAGACCGUUUAGGUGGUUGUUCGGGGGAGUUGGUUUUCGGGCCUCGUCGAUUGGGGCGUGACGACUUUCGGGUUUUUCGCUUGUUUGUUUGGUGGCAGAAAUGAUUUUUAGUUCUGUUGUUUGACGUCAUAGCAAUUUUAGUUUCAAUGUUCCAACUUUUCGCCUUUUG
This is a messenger RNA of Striga asiatica, 1410 nucleotides long. Lineage: Eukaryota; Viridiplantae; Streptophyta; Magnoliopsida; Lamiales; Orobanchaceae. The record is from the annotation of a GenBank genome assembly.